AUGUCGACCUUCAAGGGCGUCGUGGCCGAGUUCCCCCAGAUCCGAAUCGACUACUUUCGCCCCGUGCUGGCCGUGCCGCCGCCGCUGGCCUGCUUCCUCAGCCAUGUGCACUCCGACCAUCUGCAGGGCCUGGAGUCGCUGAGGGCGCCCUUUGUCUACUGCUCGCCGGCAACCCGCGAGAUCCUGCUCCGUCUCGAAAAGUACCCCCAUCGAAUGAAUUUUGCAAAAGGCCUCCUCGAGACGCGGAAGCAGACGUACAGGCAUCUGAAGUAUUUGCUCAAGACGCUGCCUCUAGACACGCCGACUGUCAUCGAGCUAUCUCCCGGCAAUGAGUUGCGCGUCACCCUGUUCGAUGCCAAUCACUGCGCGGGGGCCGCCAUGUUCCUUAUCCAGGGCGGCGGCAAGGCAAUCCUGUACACAGGGGAUAUCAGAUCCGAGUCCUGGUGGGUAAAUUCUCUGGUGCAGAAUCCGGUACUAAUCCCAUACACUCUUGGCAAUCGACGACUUGACUGCAUAUACUUAGACACCACCUUUGCAACCAAGUCACUGUGGUCGAGAGACUUCCAAUCUAAAGCUGAAGGCAUAAAGGAACUGCUCAGUAAGGUAGAGAAAUACCCCCCCGAAACAAUAUUCUACUUCCAUUCCUGGACCUUCGGGUAUGAAAAUGUGUGGAUCGCUCUCUCAAAUUUCCUUGAAUGUCCUAUACACCUCGAUAAAUAUCGGUGGUCAAUCUAUAAAUCUCUCUCGGCCGUAAGAGGCACCCCAGACUGUAGAGAGGCACCGCCACUCUCUGGAUUUUCUCUAGGUAACCACCAAAGGAGCGGCUGUCUGACUCAAGAUUCGAACGUCAGACUCCACAGCUGCGAAAAAGGAUUUUCAUGUCCUGCCGUAAAGAAAAACUCAAAUGUCGUACACAUCCUCCCGAUUGUAACGCGAUUAGAAAACGGUUCCGAAAUCGCCGAACUUGGCGCAGGCGGUGGCAAAGGAGAUCUAGAUCAAGCUCACGAACUCGAAGUUGGCAGCACCAACGAUGUAGCUCAGCUGAUGCAUCUCUGUGCUACAAACAUAUCCAAUCCAGACCUUCUCUCAAUAGUGCUCAAACUCCUUUCUACCACCAUCACCGACUCAAAAGACAGUAUAACGCUCGAACCUAGCACAGCUGAGAAUGGCUCGUGCGAGGACGUUACGCUCCUCGACAACCUUCCGAUAAAAGACCUCAUCCCUAUACUAGCAAAAGGUGCAGCGAGACAGGCCUCGCACCCUACACCCUCUUCGGAAAAUGGAAAGUGCCUUCCAAUUCAGGAAGGUGGUCUCCCCAAAACUAUUAAAUUUCCUUAUUCGAGACACUCGUCGUACAGAGAGCUCUGUGAGCUGGUCCAAGCAUUCCGACCACGUGACGUCUAUCCAUGCACCGUCGACGCCGCCAAUUGGACCUCGGAGCUGAGCAUACGCUCUCUCUUUGGCAAUCUCUGCUCAGAUGAUGUCUUUGCACAUGAUGCGGAGAUGCUGGUAGCAUUCGCACAGCGC
This is a messenger RNA of Mytilinidion resinicola, 1527 nucleotides long. RefSeq lists its product as uncharacterized. The annotation marks the transcript as partial. The transcript is spliced from 3 exons. The record is from RefSeq and is a predicted model, not a curated record. NCBI's taxonomy places the organism in Eukaryota, Fungi, Ascomycota, Dothideomycetes, Mytilinidiales, Mytilinidiaceae. Gene Ontology annotation, biological process: interstrand cross-link repair; double-strand break repair via nonhomologous end joining; protection from non-homologous end joining at telomere. Gene Ontology annotation, molecular function: 5'-3' DNA exonuclease activity; damaged DNA binding.